UCCCCCAUAAUGCGCUCCUGGACGACACGAUGGCUUUCGCGGGCACUACACCAAAACUGGCAAGCUGCAAGCGCAACUGCGGAAAGCAAACCCCGUACCUACUCUCGCUUUAUCUCCGUCGUCAGUGGCUUCCCAAAGAAUCUGGCCCAGUCGAAGUACAAGCCUGGUAAGAUGGGCGACGAUGCGUGGUUUAUCGCAAACACCAAAACAGCCGACGUUCUGGGUGUCGCUGAUGGGGUCGGCGGAUGGCGCAGUUAUGGAAUUGAUCCGGGCGAGUUUGCGAUGGUGUUAAUGAGGAAUUGUGAGCGAUUGGUAAAGUUUUCCCGCUUCGAUCCGAUCAAACCAGUGCAUCUGAUUGCGUCCGGGUUUCGGGAGUUGCAGGACAACAGAAAAUGCAUCCUAGGUAGCAGCACUGCCUGUAUAGUGGUGUUUAAUCGUGAAGACAGUAGCAUUUACACCGCCAACAUCGGCGACAGUGGCUUCAUCAUAGUACGAAAGGGUGAAAUAGUGCAUCGCAGCGAGGAACAGCAGCACUAUUUCAACACCCCCUUCCAGCUCUCGUUACCCCCGCCCGGCCAUACCGAUGUGCUAAGCGAUAGGCCCGAGUCGGCCAACACUACCACCUUCCCUGUGUGCAACGGGGACGUCAUCCUCGUUGCGACGGACGGUGUGUUUGAUAAUGUUCCGAUCAAGCUGCUAGUCGACACUCUACAGCGGGUGGAAGGAGAAAACGACCAAGUUAAAUUACAAAUGUGUGCAAAUUCGAUCGCGCUAAUGGCGAGAUCGUUAUCAUUCGACAGCAAGUUUCUAUCACCCUUUUCCCUUAAUGCUAGAAGAAACAACAUCAAUGCUAUGGGUGGAAAACCGGACGAUAUAACCGUAGUUUUAGCGACCGUGGCUCUGUAACCUCUUGGUGCGCCACAGCAUGCAUUUGAAAUGCUGAAAUUGUGCAAAAGCAAAGGGAG
This is a messenger RNA of Anopheles maculipalpis, 965 nucleotides long. RefSeq names its product protein phosphatase PTC7 homolog. The record is from RefSeq and is a predicted model, not a curated record. NCBI's taxonomy places the organism in Eukaryota, Metazoa, Arthropoda, Insecta, Diptera, Culicidae. Bases 10 to 906 code for a protein of 298 amino acids. The transcript is spliced from 5 exons.